This is a messenger RNA of Babesia bovis T2Bo, 1278 nucleotides long. RefSeq lists its product as uncharacterized. NCBI's taxonomy places the organism in Eukaryota, Apicomplexa, Aconoidasida, Piroplasmida, Babesiidae. The record is from RefSeq and is a predicted model, not a curated record. The transcript has 7 exons. The coding region runs from base 151 to 1218 and encodes 355 amino acids.
AAUAUCAAAAAUUAGAUUACACAAUACACACAAACAAAAAAUAUAUUUGCCAUUGUUGAUAUAAUCGAACAUUUCACAUUCUCGAGAUAGAUAAAGUAAUUAGUAUGGCUUAUGUGUACCUUGUAGACAGUACCACUUGUGACCUAUGAAAUGUCGCAACUCUACAUCGCCAAAAGUAGAAACAUCUUACAAGAUGAAACGAAUGCAAAUGAGAACUUAACGAUUCAUGAAGAAUGGGAGUCUACUAUUCUCUUUAAAAAUGAAAAUAAACAUAAAAGUGAAUACAGAAUUGAGUGUGAGUUCCCUCAGGCAGCUUUAUUGAAGCGUAUUCUACUACCACUUAAUCCAUCACUAGGAGGAGGACAGCAUAAGAUAGCGAAGAUCAAUGUAGCCGAUUAUAUUAACAAUCAAGUUAAAAACCUUUACUAUAUACACAUGGUAUUCGAUAGAAAUGGAAUGAUGAUCCAGUCCAUGAUGAAAGGACAGUCAAUGUAUACUUGCGUCAGAGUUCCUAGAAAAAAACUGCUAAGGUAUAAAAUCACCGGAGUGGAUGGAUCUGAAUAUCGCGAUAAAGUAGAUAUAGUCAUACCAUUGCAAUCGCUGAUGGUGUGCUUGAACAUGUAUGCACAAACUUCUGAACUAGUACUGAUGUGUGACAGUGAUGAUAAACAGGUUGUACUGAGUGGAAAGUGCACAAGCUCCAGUGAGUAUAAGUACGCAACAGAUGCAGGGCAGCCACUGGUGUGCCGAUUGAAUACCCUAAACAUGGGACCGCUGGCACUCCCCUUCGACGGAUCGCACUUUAGUUUCGUUGAUGUGGAUUAUUUUUCCAUAUCGCCACGAUUGUUAUAUCCAUGUCUACACGAUAUCGCAUCAGAUUCUGGCAGCAAUAAGCUAGUGAUGGAGUUACUACCCUUAAAUGAAGAGAACAACAAAUGUGUUUUGGGAUUGGCCUCGGGGCAAUCGUCAAUUGCCGUUGAAUGGGAUUUCAGCUAUGAUGAAAAUGUGUUCGACGAGUACAAUGUGCUGACGCAACAUUUACAUACAUACUCCAUGCGAUGCUGGAUGAGCGUCGCAAAUGGAAUUAAGCUCGCUCAACAAAUGAAGAUUGCUGUCAAGGAAGAUGGCGUGCUCCUCAUACAGAUGUCCAUGAUGGACCCAAUCUCUGAUGGUAUACAAUUCUACUACCAGAUGUACCCACUGCUACAUACAGUUUAGUACUGAAUAUAACGCAGCCUUAUAAAACGUAACAAUUAGGUCGUAUAUAUUAUGACAUAA